UACAGAGACUACCAAACCAUUCUCGUACACAACCGUCUUUUCCACCUGCCAACUCGAUGGCGUCUCCUUCGUCCAUUAGGUCAAGGAGCUUACGGACUCGUCAUCUCAGUCCAAGAUACUUUAUCGGGAGAACCUGUGGCGGUGAAAUGUAUCACGAGGGUUUUCGAUAAAGUCAUCCUCGCCAAAAGGGCUUUGAGAGAGAUUACUUUGUUGAGACAUUUUGCGGGACAUGAGAAUUUGACAGGGUUGAUAGAUCUCGACAAUGUGUGGGAUGGGUAUAAUGAGAUUUAUCUCUAUAUGGAACCUAUGGAAGCCGACCUGCAUCAAAUAGUCCGAUCUGGUCAGGCUCUCAGUAACACUCAUAUCCAGUAUUUUCUCUACCAACUAUUGAGAGGGAUGAAGUACAUCCACACGGCCAACGUCAUUCACCGGGACUUGAAACCUGGGAAUUUGCUAGUGAACUCUGAUUGCGAAUUGAAGAUUUGCGAUUUUGGUCUUGCCCGGGGUUUUCGUCCGGGAAUGAUGGGGACAAAACUAAUGACAGAUGUCGCCACGAGAUGGUAUCGUGCUCCUGAGAUUAUGCUGUCCAACGAACGAUAUACUACAGCCAUCGACGUCUGGUCCAUAGGUUGUAUCCUUGCGGAACUACUGGGUGGUAAGCCAUUGUUCAAGGGGAAAGAUUAUGUGGACCAGCUUAAUCUCAUCCUCGGCGUUCUUGGUACACCGGAUGACGAGACUUUGAACAAAGUGGCGAGCGAAAAGGCAGCUGUGUAUAUACGUUCGUUGCCUUACACCCGUCCUGUUCCCCUGGACGAGGUCUUACCUGGUGCGGAUUCCCAAGCCCUUGACCUCCUCUCUCAUUUCCUCACAUUCGACCCUUCCAAACGAAUAGACGUCACAACAGCUCUUUCUCAUCCUUACAUGGCACAAUAUCAUGAUCCAACAGACGAACCUUCUUGUCCAACAUUUGAACAUUGGGAACAAGUUGAAUCACUUGAUACAUUACCUGAAUUACGUGAAGCUAUUUCUGAACAAAUUCGUUUAUUCCGAGAAGAAGUCAGAUCAGUAGAAUUUGAUCCUGAACUCGAUUCUGAAAUUGAAACUCUAUCCAUAUCUAAUUCAUUCUCCACAUCUUUGAUACCAUCAUUAUCUUCUCUAAACAACAUGAAAGGAGAAAAAGAAGAUGUAUCUCCGAAAAGUAUUCGAAUCGAUAAACGUCAUUCAACUCCUUUAACUCCUGAUACGACAUCAAGUUUUAAUGAACAUUCAUCUGGUAUAUCAUCAGGACCGGGAGGUUCAAAUGUAUCGAUAGGAACUAUAGGAUCAAGUGGUAUAAGAGUACCGAAUAAAAGAAGAAGUUCAGGAAUAUCAAUGUCACGUAGACCGACUUUUUUCUCACCUUUAAUAGGUACAUUGACAUCAUUACCAAUGACAGCAGGAAUAGAAAUCUAUCAAGUACAGUAUACUUUUAUAGGAAAAAAAGUAGACAAGUAG
Molecule: messenger RNA, 1494 nt
Organism: Tremella mesenterica DSM 1558
Lineage: Eukaryota; Fungi; Basidiomycota; Tremellomycetes; Tremellales; Tremellaceae
Exons: 9
Biological process (GO): protein phosphorylation; intracellular signal transduction
Cellular component (GO): cytoplasm; nucleus
Molecular function (GO): MAP kinase activity; ATP binding
Source: RefSeq, a predicted model, not a curated record